This is a messenger RNA of Neomonachus schauinslandi (Hawaiian monk seal), 3399 nucleotides long. RefSeq names its product RAB, member of RAS oncogene family like 3 (gene RABL3). The transcript has 9 exons. Gene Ontology annotation, molecular function: GTPase activity. The coding region runs from base 2 to 754 and encodes 250 amino acids. Gene Ontology annotation, cellular component: endomembrane system. NCBI's taxonomy places the organism in Eukaryota, Metazoa, Chordata, Mammalia, Carnivora, Phocidae. Gene Ontology annotation, biological process: intracellular protein transport. The record is from RefSeq and is a predicted model, not a curated record.
GAUGGCGUCCUUGGAUCGAGUGAAGGUACUGGUAUUGGGAGACUCAGGUGUUGGAAAAUCUUCACUGGUUCAUCUUCUGUGUCAAAAUCAAGUCCUGGGAAAUCCGUCAUGGACUGUGGGCUGCUCAGUAGAUGUCAGAGUUCAUGACUACAAAGAAGGAACCCCAGAAGAGAAGACCUACUAUAUAGAAUUAUGGGAUGUUGGAGGCUCUGUGGGCAGUGCCAGCAGUGUGAAAAGCACAAGAGCAGUGUUCUACAACUCUGUAAACGGUAUUAUUUUAGUACAUGACUUAACAAAUAAGAAGUCAUCCCAAAACUUGUAUCGUUGGUCAUUGGAAGCUCUCAACAGGGAUUUGGUGCCAACUGGAGUAUUGGUAACAAAUGGGGAUUAUGACCGGGAACAGUUUGCUGAUAACCAGAUCCCACUGUUGGUAAUAGGGACUAAACUGGAUCAGAUUCAUGAAACCAAGCGCCAUGAAGUUUUAACUAGAACUGCUUUCCUGGCUGAAGAUUUCAAUGCAGAAGAAAUUAAUUUGGAUUGCACAAAUCCACGGUACUUAGCUGCAGGUUCUUCCAAUGCUGUCAAGCUCAGUAGGUUUUUUGAUAAGGUCAUAGAGAAGAGAUACUUUCUAAGAGAAGGUAAUCAGAUGACAUUAUCACCAAUUUGUUGGCAAAUAUUUUCCAUUUUGAUUCCAGGCUUUCCUGAUCGGAAGAGGUUUGGGGGAGGAACAUUAAAGAGCCUUCAUUAUGACUGAAUUACACUCAUCGUCUGGAAGAGUGAGCAAGCGGUGGCAUUGUGCACAGCUUCCUUCUUGCCGUGUUGACUAUUAAUGUUUCAGCCUUUUCGCAGAAUCAUCUUAAAAUACCUCCACCCUUCAGCCUCACCCUUUAAUGGAAAGCUGAAAGGAAGUGACUGUGUGGGAGGUCCAAACUUUGUCCCCGUCCUCUCUGUUCCUCACCUUUCUGUCCCUGUUUAUAGAUUAUGUAAAAGCCUUGUGGAAAUAUGAGAUGUUGUCAAAAUGAUGCAGUAAAUGAGCAAUGACAGAGUGCUGCGGAGAAAAUUUACUCUUCCCAGAACUGGAAGGUUUUUAUGGAUCUGUAAUUUUCCCACACUCCUUGCUGGAGGCUUAAUUAAGUACUUCAAAAUGUAUCUGUGUUGUAUUACCCUCUUGAGGGGAAAGGUUAUGUUAGCCAGCCCUGGGUCGUGCACCCCAGUCUCUGUCAUUUUCAAAGAAGCAAAAGGGUGUUAUUUAAUUGUGUCCCCUCUCAUCACACACAAGGAUGCCUAAGAAUAGCAGCCCUUGUUUCCCUCUCCUCUCCUUUGCAAGAGGUUCAGUGGCUAGAAGAGGCGGACUCCUAGGUAGAGUUAAAUAUAAAUAGAUUAAUAAUACAUAGAGAACAGCGGUACCAGAAAAGAAGACUUCUCCGAGAAAUGGAGAGCUCACUAAAUCCUUCACUCUAGGUUCCAGAUGUCUGCACUGUCUUACUGUUUUUCAUUUGGAAAUAGGUAGGGUGAGAUCUCAGACCUUCACGAGGGCAGCAAGAGAGAUUUAUAGCCUCUUGGGUUUCUGUGUUUUUUAAGGAAAAGUCAGCUCCUGAAAUGUCUCUUAACUGUAGUCAGUAAACUAAGAAUAUUAUUCUCUGUGUCAACAAUGUAUUUAUGGAGAGAAGUAAAAAUAAGUUCCACAGCAACACAUUUACAUGAAUUAUGGACUAGGAUUCUUAGAUUUCAUAAUCCACCGUUUUUGAGGGUGGUGGUGUAUGUGUGCGUAUGCAUAAUUGUUCAUCGUUACUUUUUUUACCCAUUUUUUCUGCUUGUUUAAUUCUCUCUGCCCUGGUUCUUCUUUAAUAUAGAGACCUCGUUUCCAAAAACUGCAAUUUGCUGCCUUAUUCAACACCCAUUUUCCUGCUCUGGCUCUGCGGCAGGUCUUUGCACUGCUGAUUUUGUUCCAUAUUAAAAAAAAACUAAUAAGCACACAAUUUCAGCUUCUCAUUUUAAAACUAGGCAAAAAACACUAAAUUCGCUUUCUCUUCCAUGUUAAUUACAUUUCAGAAGUACUUUGGAAAUCAAGGUAUGCUAAAAGAGGAUCUUAGAAUAAGAAUGUUAGCCAAUGCUUUUAGAAAGGCAGUUGGAGGAAUUUGGAAAAGGAUUUUUAAAGCACCUUUCAUCAGCUAGAAUAUUUUCCAGUCUUUCUUCCCAUCCUCAGCCACAAGACUUAGCCCUCAUUUCUUUUUUCACACAAAGGAGAGCUAUGCAAAUCAGGCUCUGUAUGUGGAGUUUGGCACAAGCCUGUUGUGACAGGCUGUGCAGGUAGGAAGCAGAAAGCAAAUGCACACACAAGGACCUGAACCAACUAAAGCUCUUUGUAUUCCUCUUUUAGAAAAUAAAUGCAAAAAAAUUAUACUUACAUUAUGAAAAAAUAAAAUACAACAAUACAAAAGCAAAAAUUAAUAUAUAACCCUUUCCUUCUCUCCCGCUUUCUUCCUCUUUCUUGCCCUUAAUUAAAAAAAUCUAUCUCAAUUUCUUUAUUUUCUCCCUUAUUAAAAAAUAAAAGUAACCCAUCACUGAUGGCUUCAGGGUCAGCCUUGAAAACUUAACAGUACUCCUCAACUCCAUUUCUUCUUGCUGUCAGGCUUGACUCCCUGGAUUAUAGUUUUCUGAGAAAAAAUUAUUUUUAAUCUAAGGUAAAUUUGCUGCAAGUAUUAGUAGCAGCAAAACAAGGCUGUUUGCCAAAAUGAAUGUAAUUAUGUUAUUAGCCAAAGUUCUUCAAAAAGAAGCAUAAUUUUUGCUAAGAUUUCCUGAGACCUGCUCAUCAAAAUUGCUUUUGGAUAAUGAACAAAUGUAAAUACUGAAAUACUUCCUGAAAAGUGUUAAUUAAAUCUUUAAUUUUCUUGAUGGAACAAGUGACUGGCAAUAGAGAAAGAUUUUUUUUUUCCUGUUGUGAUUCAGAUGUCUAACCAAUGUUGUUAUUUAUGGUGGAGGCAACCAGACGUGAAGGCAUAUGGUCACUCGUCUGUCCCUCAGAGGGUGGCAGGGCCCUUCGUUGGAAUCCAACUAAAGAUUUGGAUUGGCCUCUCCACGUCUGUGCUCUGAAAAGAAUUGCUGCUCCCAAAGGGGUCGAUCCAUAUCAGCUUUAUCUUGGGUUCUCAGAAGUCCCUAAACUUGAGGCAUCUAUGGCGGACUCCAAGUGCCUUGACCCUGCCGUUUAUCUGUCCAUUCUGAAAAUGGACUAUGUGGAACUGAUGUGCUGGGCCAUCAGACUGAGAUGAAGAGCUCCUAAUUGCUGCCAUGACCAGAGCUUUCGAGUGGCCAUUUCAACAGUGUAUGCCAGAGCACCCAGCCUAGGGAGGACCUUCUAUGGGUUUUUAAUAAAUGUUGGUUUAAUUGAAAUUUUUAAAG